CAACAAAUCGAUCCUUCCACAAUUGAAUGACAUGUAGCUUCCGUAAAUUUUCACGCAGUCAUUUCUUAAGAUUCAUUGCGCCGAGUGGUGUGCUUUUUUUCAAAUAGAUCGCUGUCGAACUUACUCCUGCUUUCAAUCUAGUCUAGAAUAAAAACAGAAGACAGAGAGAGAAAGGGGAAAAAAAUCGUCUCUCAACAGCAAAUCAACCCCUCCUCGACUCGACUAUCUCUUACCUACGUACUACCUGAGGUGUCUUCAUAUCUCUUUGGACACCGCACUGGCUAGGAAAUCUUAAGAAAAAGGAACACUACAUCCCGAGUCGCUAUCAAGCUUAAUCGCUCUAGACGCAGCAGUCAUGUCGCGGCAAAUAAACCAACCCUCCAACCAGAUCAAGCUGACAAAUGUCUCGCUCGUGCGACUCAAAAAGGGCAAGAAGCGCUUCGAGAUCGCGUGCUACAAAAACAAGGUGCUCGAGUGGCGCUCCGGUAUCGAGACGGACCUGGACAACGUCCUUCAGAUCCCCAAUGUCUUCCUCAACGUCAGCAAGGGCCAGACAGCGCCCUCGGCCGACCUGGCCAAGGCCUUUGGCAAGGACGUCCCCGUCGCCGACGUGAUCCUCGAGAUAUUAAACAAGGGAGACAUACAAGUCGGAGAUAAGGAGCGGGCGCAGCAGCUGGAGCGCGUCCAUAACGAGGUCGUCGGCAUAGUGGCCAGCAAGCUCGUCGACCCGAGAACCAAGCGCGUCUACACCACCGGCAUGAUAGAAAAGGCCCUGGACAUGCUCAGCUCCCAGGCCCACACGCAACAGCAGCAGCAACAACAACAAAACAAGUCAGCAGCCGACGGCAAGACGGAGAGCAGUAGCGGCACCGCCACGCCGACCACCGCCGCGGCUAGCGAGAACGGAGAGGCCGCCGGCGGCAAAUCCUCGAAGCUCCUCUGGACCGGCGUUGUCACCACCAAGAACGCAAAGCUCCAGGCUCUGGAGGCCAUGAAGGCACUGAUAGCCCACCAGCCCAUCCCCGUCGCUCGCGCCAGAAUGCGGCUCAGGAUAGCCUGCUCCACGAGCGUACUCAAGCAGGCAGUCAAGGCUCCCAAGACUGAGGAUGGCGAGCAAAAGGCCCCUGGAACAGUGAAGGACAAGAUAUUGGGCUACAUAGAGCAGGUUGAAAACCAGGACGUGGUUGGCUCGGAAUGGGAAGUUACCGGGUUUGUAGAGCCUGGAGCGUUCAAGGCUGUCUCCGACUUCAUUGGGAACGAGACCAAGGGGCAGGGCCGCGUCGAGGUUCUAGAUAUGGCAGUCACGCACGAAGACUAAAAAAGAGCCCAAAAAAAAGAAAAAAGAAAAAAAAAGAGCUAAAAGGUGUCCAUGCCGCCAUGUUAUGAGUAUUCAAGAAACCAAACACAAGUUUACCGGAACAUAUGACCAGCGGUUGGAUAUUAUCAGCCCCCCUUCACUGACUUGGAUAGAAAACGUCGACAGUCUUCCUUCACAACGGAAAAUCUCGGACCAUGACACAGGUGUUAAAAAAAAAAAGAUGAACC
This is a messenger RNA of Pyricularia oryzae 70-15, 1545 nucleotides long. Its product is annotated as shwachman-Bodian-Diamond syndrome protein. Gene Ontology annotation, biological process: ribosome biogenesis; cytosolic ribosome assembly. NCBI's taxonomy places the organism in Eukaryota, Fungi, Ascomycota, Sordariomycetes, Magnaporthales, Pyriculariaceae. Bases 356 to 1318 code for a protein of 320 amino acids. The record is from RefSeq and is a predicted model, not a curated record. The transcript has a single exon.